Chelonus insularis is the source of this 1149-nucleotide messenger RNA. RefSeq names its product Claudin superfamily protein pickel (gene pck). Gene Ontology annotation, biological process: regulation of tube size, open tracheal system; septate junction assembly. Gene Ontology annotation, cellular component: septate junction; membrane. The record is from RefSeq and is a predicted model, not a curated record. Lineage: Eukaryota; Metazoa; Arthropoda; Insecta; Hymenoptera; Braconidae. The transcript is spliced from 4 exons. The coding region runs from base 193 to 903 and encodes 236 amino acids.
UGCAUAAUACACAAACAGUGAUGAAUAGAAGACAGCAUUGAGGUGUGGUCAUACGUGCGAGAAAAUAAUUUACAAUUUUUAUAACUUUAAUUGUGCCUUUUUAAUGAAAAAAAUUUCAUUAACAAACAUUGAAGAAGUGACAGAAGAACGUUGGGCCUCGACUAAUUAGAUAAAACCAAACAAUUGUUAAUUAUGGGGUCACAUAAUAAUCAAGACUAUCAUCGAGCUUCCAAUGCUUUGGUUUUUGGAGGUCUUAUUACUUAUGUUGCUGGUGUUUUACUUGUUAUGGCGUUCACCAGCCCAUAUUGGAUCGAAUCUUAUCAAGAAACAUUCAGUAACUUUAAGCACAUGGGCUUAUGGGAAUAUUGUUUCUAUCAAUUUCGUUACCCUUAUUACCAGUUUGAUAAGAUGUUCGAGGGUUGUCAUCACGUAUUUUCAGGAGAAUUUCAUGUGAUUCGAGAAUGGCUACUUCCCCCAUGGCUUAUGGUAGUCCAGGCAUUUGUAACCCUAGCACUUCUGCUAUCGUUUUUUGGGCAGGCAAUAAUAGCUUUAGUCUUGAUACGUUGGCCAUUAAGAUUUGUUUUACGAUAUGAAUGGAUGCUUUCAUCAGUCGCAUUUCUAUGCGACGCCAUAGUUGGUGGACUGCUAUUCUUAGCUGUGGCAAUUUUUGGUGGUCAGUGUUGGCGCAGAGACUGGUUACUUUACCCAAACUUCAAUCAUCUGUCGUGGUCUUAUGCUUUAGCAGUCAUUUCCUUCAUGUUUCAUGCAAUUGGUGCCUUCUUUUUGUAUCUUGAUGCUCGUGCGGGCUACAAAUUACGUAAACAGUCGCGUAAUUUGGUCGUGCAAAUGCAACCAAAUCCUCAAAGCCAUCAUAGUUCUCAUCAUCGUUUAGGUUAUAUUUAAUUAUUUAAUUAUAAUUGUUAAUGAACGAUAACAUAUUUUUUAGCUCUAUGAACAAUGCGUAAUUGAAUCCGUCCAAUUCACGAUUUUGAAUAUCGCACCGUCACAUGUUAAAGUUAUUUUUUUUAUAAUUAUUGUCGAAUUGACUUCGAAAUUAUAGAGAUUCUAAACUUGUAUGUACGCUUAAACUAGUGUAUUUUUUAUACAAUGAACAUUUACUAAUAAUAAAUGAGAUUAACGCUAAAUUAA